Messenger RNA from Hydra vulgaris (swiftwater hydra), 720 nucleotides. The record is from RefSeq and is a predicted model, not a curated record. Lineage: Eukaryota; Metazoa; Cnidaria; Hydrozoa; Anthoathecata; Hydridae.
AUGGGUUAUAAAGAUAUAGAAGAUAUAGAAGAUGCAAUAGAUGAUGCAAUAUAUAAUGCUGUUGAAAAAGGUCAACUUGAAAUAUUAAAAUAUUUACAUGAAUUAGGAUAUAAAGGUACAGAAGAUGCAAUAGAUGAUGAUGGAUGGACAAUUAAUUGUGCUGCAAAAAAAGGAAACCUUGAAAUAUUAAAAUACUUGCAUGAAUUAGGGUAUAAAGGAAAUGAAAUGACAAUUAAUUACGCUGCAGAAAAUGGGUAUAAAGGUACAGAAAAUGCAAUUGAUAAUGCUGCUUUAAAUGGUCAUCUUGAAGUAAUUAAAUAUUUACAUUCUAUAGGAUAUAGAGGAACAGAAAAUGCAAUUGAUAAUGCUGCUUUAAAUGAUCAUCUUGAAGUAAUUAAAUAUUUACAUUCUAUUGGAUAUAGAGGAACAGAAUGGGCAGUUAAUUUUGCUGUAUUUAAUGAUCAUCUUGAAGUAAUAAAAUAUUUACAUUCAUUAGGAUAUAGAGGAUAUAGAGGAACAAAAUCGGCAGUUAAUUUUGCUGUAUUUAAUGAUCAUCUUGAAGUAAUUAAAUAUUUACAUUCUAUAGGAUAUAGAGGAACAGAAAAUGCAAUUACUUGUGCUGCAGAAAAUGGUCACCUUGAAGUAGUUAAAUAUUUACAUUCAUUAGGUUAUAGAGGAACAGAAAAUGCAAUUAAUUGCGCUGCAGAAUUCAUUUUCUAG